Marchantia polymorpha subsp. ruderalis is the source of this 529-nucleotide messenger RNA. The record is from the annotation of a GenBank genome assembly. NCBI's taxonomy places the organism in Eukaryota, Viridiplantae, Streptophyta, Marchantiopsida, Marchantiales, Marchantiaceae.
GAGGAACUCACGGAGGUAAAGGAGGAGCUGGUCUGUAGGUUCAACCCGGUAGACUGUGCAGUCGGGCCACAACUCAACCGGGUUGGGUGGCGAGCGAACAGCGACCACGUCCAUUCUCCCGAGUACAAGAAUAGGCAUAGACUAACCCACCUCUAUCUUCGCCUCUAUCUCCUUUACUAUUGUUAGCGGGGGAUGGGAUGGAUAGGGAAGGGGGAGAAUGAGGGGAAGAGAGCCGCUGCUUCUGCACUGGGUCAGCGUCAGGGGCAGGGGGAGGAGGAGCCUGUCUCGUCGUGAGUGCAUUUUUUUAUCGGUCCCCUUUCGCUCGGCCGCUUUUCUUUCCUUGGCUUUCGUCGGGGGAAGGGCAAGCGGAGGCGCGGAAAGUAAAGGAAGGAAAGGAAAAGAAGAAGAGGAGGAGGAGGAGGAGGAGGAGGAGGAGGAAGAGAAGAAGGAGAAGAAGAGAGGAGGAGGUGAUGAUGAAGGGAUGAUGCAGGAUCAUCGCUGCUUCUGCUGCUGCGCUCCUUCUUCUUAG